ACAACUAAAAAACUCAAAACAACACUUAAUCUCCAUCUCAUUCAGUUCAUUAUUACAGUUUCAUAGAAGAUGGACUCACAACAAAACUUGAGCUACAAUGCUGGACAAGCCAAGGGCCAAGCUCAGGAAAAGGCUAGCAGCAUGAUGGAUAAGGCUAGCAAUGCAGCUCAGUCUGCUAAAGAAUCAAUGCAACAGGCUGGACAGCAAAUGCAGGAGAAAGCACAAGGAGCUGCUGAUGCUAUGAAGAAUGCAACAGGGACCAACCAAGGAAGAUAAAUGGAUGAUCAUCGUGCCAGAUUUUGUUUCCCUUUAAAUAAGCUAUGUUCUGCUGAUUAGUAUAUUUUGCAAAAAUAUGCAAAUUCCAUUUUAUAAUUUCCAAUGCAAUCAUUUUCCAUCAUCAAUUUUGUAAUACAAUUUCAUGAAUGAGUAGAAUAAAUUUUCAAAUUUGAAU
Messenger RNA from Lotus japonicus, 451 nucleotides. Its product is annotated as stress-induced protein KIN2-like. Lineage: Eukaryota; Viridiplantae; Streptophyta; Magnoliopsida; Fabales; Fabaceae. The record is from RefSeq and is a predicted model, not a curated record. The transcript is spliced from 3 exons. The coding region runs from base 70 to 276 and encodes 68 amino acids.